This is a messenger RNA of Pygocentrus nattereri (red-bellied piranha), 3496 nucleotides long. RefSeq names its product arginine vasopressin receptor 2a, duplicate a (gene avpr2aa). The record is from RefSeq and is a predicted model, not a curated record. Gene Ontology annotation, cellular component: membrane. The transcript has 7 exons. NCBI's taxonomy places the organism in Eukaryota, Metazoa, Chordata, Actinopteri, Characiformes, Serrasalmidae. Gene Ontology annotation, biological process: G protein-coupled receptor signaling pathway; regulation of systemic arterial blood pressure by vasopressin; positive regulation of vasoconstriction. Bases 398 to 2059 code for a protein of 553 amino acids. Gene Ontology annotation, molecular function: vasopressin receptor activity; peptide binding.
AAUGAAGGCUUAAACACACACUUCUGAGGAAUGCUGACACAUUUCUGUGGAACGCUGACACACUUCUGAGGAUAUCUUACUUGACUGCAUCUGGGACAACUUGUUUGAGGUCAUGGAGAUCCUGCCCCCUUAACCUGGAGUCAAAACCUCACACUAAGGCUCAUCAGGUUCACACAUGCUCACAAAGGCUGGUGAAAUAACACACUGCUAUUCAUCAGCUCUGUGGAAAUCGUGUAAUACCCCGCAAGGCUGACCAGGUAGAGGGACAGAGGGCGAUAACUUGAUUGAAGGUUGCUGAAAGUGUGUGGAUUUGACAACCAACAAACUGGGACUGGACACACAGACACUGCGGGAGAACGCUGCUGGAGUAAAGAUCAUGCACUGACAGUCAGGCCUAAUGGAGACCAUCUCAAAGGAGCCAGGUUGGGAUGGAUCUGCCUAUACAACGCUUGAGUGGACCAACUUCACAUCAGCUGUCUUCUCUGAGCGUGGUGGCCUCAAUGGCUCAUAUGGAGGGAGCUCUUAUUUCUGGGUGCUUCUCAAUGGCUCAUCCAGCACCACCCAGGUCCCCCCUCUGGCCAGGGUGCGGGACAUGGCUCUGGCCCGUGCUGAGAUUGGGGUCUUGGGCCUAGUCCUGGCGCUCACCACAUUGGGCAACAGUUUUGUGCUGUGGGUUCUGCUCAGGAGGCGUAAGCACAAUGCUCCCAUGCACCUGUUCAUGGUCAACCUCUGUGUGGCUGACCUGGUGGUGGCCUUCUUCCAGGUUCUCCCACAGCUGGUGUGGGACAUCACAGAGAGGUUCCAGGGCCCUGACGCGCUCUGCCGCUCAGUGAAGUAUAUGCAGAUCGUGGGCAUGUUUGCAUCCUCCUACAUGAUAGUGGCUAUGACGGUGGACCGGCAUUAUGCCAUCUGCUGCCCCCUGCAGGCCUACAGAGGAGGGGUGGUUUCGCGCUGGAACACACCGAUCAUGGUGGCCUGGGGCCUGGCGCUUGUGCUCAGCCUACCUCAGGUGUUCAUUUUCUCCAGGUCUGAAGUGGCUCCAGGAGAGUUUGAGUGCUGGGGGCACUUUGCUGAGACCUGGGGUCUCAAGGCCUAUGUUACUUGGAUGACCCUGGCUGUCUUUGUCGUGCCUGCCUUAAUCAUUACUGUUUGCCAGGUGCGAAUAUUCAGGGAGAUCCAUGACAACAUCUACUUAAAGUCUGAGCGGGUGGUGUCGGCAGACUUGAAGAAAAACCUUGUCUUCUUUCGCUUUCCCAGCCCAAAAAAGCAAGAGGACAGAGAGAGGGGGAGAACGAGAAGGGCAUGCAAACCAAGAGAGGGCAGAGGAGAAUUCCACAUGAGGAACAAUAACAGUGAAUCUUCACAUUUUCACUGUGAUGCUAACAGCUCUCAGUGUGCACCACAGCCAGACUGCUGCAGCCUCCCCUCUCAGGAUGACAAGUGUACUUGUGAGCUGAUCACAGACGGUCCCUCCUACAGCGCUCUGUCUCCCGAUGUGCUGCCUCACACCCACGCACACACUCACAUUAAUCACACUAACUCAGCACCUCUUCAGGACUGCUGUCUCACCCAGAAGCCUCUCAGUGAGCCUGGCACUGCCUGCUACCAGACGUCUCUGGAUUACUCUGAGCCAUACACUAACCCGUUGGAGCCUCCUACAGAGAUCUCAGACCCAAUCCAUUACCCCUCCUCUUCCUCUCCACGCCCUCUGCCUCCACCACCACAUGGUGUGUCCAGAGCAAUGUCCAAAACAGUGAGGAUGACUCUGGUCAUAGUGCUGGUCUACACAAUCUGCUGGUCGCCCUUUUUCAUAGUACAGCUUUGGGCUGCUUGGGACCCCAACCCACCAAAACAAGGAGUGGCCUUCACCAUCCUGAUGCUGCUGGCCAGUCUGAACUCCUGUACCAACCCCUGGAUCUACACGGCCUUCUCCAGCAGCGUAUCUCACGAGCUUCUGGCCCUGCUGCGCUGCCGCCCACGCAGCACACGCCGGGGGUCCAAUCCCGAAGACUCCAGCGCCGUCCACACCACCACCACCACCAAGGACAACCUGUGCUGAGCUGCGGACACAUUCACAUAACAGACAUGGAGCACAGCUGGACUCCUUGACGCUCAGCGGAUGAAGAGAUAUACAGUGGCACAUGUAUUAACACCAAGCAGGAGAUGAGAUGUGGGGAAUGACACAGGCGAGAUUUGUCAUUGGAAGAGACAGCACUGCAUUCAUUGAUAUGUAUGGAGCGUGUUUACCUGUUUAGCAUAGCGGAAGCGGAGUGUGAUUGGCUCUAGGGAGCAUGUGUCGGAGCAUGUCACAUUUAUUUAUGACCAAGCGGGACCAAUUCACAACAUGAACUUGAAAGUGAUGAGAAUUUCAUGCAAAACAGGAUGCUUCCAGAUACAAGUGGCUACUUUAGCCACUGUAGAUAUAUGCCUGUAGAUAUAAGCAGCUAUUUGAGCUGUUUUAGCUAAAAUUGUUGGAGCAUAAGAACAGGCUAAUAACCUGUAUGAGUAAGCUGAAUUAAAUAAAUGAAAUAAAUAAAGUUGGAAGAAAUGCUACUAUAUCAAAUCUGUUUAAUGUGCAGAGAACAUCUUGAGCAAAGACAACUAAAGAGUCUCUUUUUCUCAGGAAAAAGAGGAGGAAAUUACUGUCUAAGCCAUGGAACCCAGCCGUGACAUUUUGUCAGCCUUUCUGCCGUAAAUCUCACUCACUUUUGGGUUCCAUGUUUUCAUGGCAAGGACCGCUGAUGAGGACUCGUUAUGGAAUGUACGUGUGGAGACUCCAUCCAAAAGGAUGACUGUAAAUAACUGUCUAAAAGCGAAGAUGAAUGCAACACAAAUAAGAAAAGUGGAAACGAAUGGACUCUGAACAUGGACGAAUAAAAGACUGGAAAAGGAGGAAAAUGUGGCAAGUAUAUGAAAAGAUGCACAAACUAGUGAUAAUGGUUGAAAAGGUUGCAGCAGUGUCUUACCAUUUCAGUUGUUCAUGGCAUAGGCAUAAGAAUACCACUAGAUGAUGGCUUGUUCUCCAGUAUUUACUCUAAUAAAGCUGACUUUACACGGUGAAACUUACAUGAAAUUAAAACGGACUUGAGUUGCAUAAACUAGAGCAUCCUGCAACUCAAUUGAAAUUCAGCUGCAACAGUUGCAAGUGUCUCAACUUUAUGAAAUGAGCCAGAUGCUGACAGGCAUCACAUAAUCACGUAAACCAUCAUUUCGAAUUGAUUUCACUGGAUUAAUGGAGAAGGAAAUAAAAGAGAAGAUCGUGUAUUGGAUGACUAAAAAUGAGACCCCAUGACUGAAUUCAUGUAAAGUUGGUGGUUUCAAAGUUGGUAGUUUCUUGGGUUUCUCAAAGCUAACGAUCAGCUGACAACUAGGCAACAGCUAGUUAACAAAAGCUAGUUAACAGUGAACAGUGAGCUGCUUAUUCCAGCAUGUAUUCUUCUUUAGCCUGAUGUUAUCCUGAUUUAUGUAGCUAGCUUAAUUUUCUCCUCUCUUCGUU